This is a messenger RNA of Hippocampus comes (tiger tail seahorse), 1178 nucleotides long. RefSeq names its product copper chaperone for superoxide dismutase (gene ccs). The record is from RefSeq and is a predicted model, not a curated record. Gene Ontology annotation, molecular function: copper ion binding. Gene Ontology annotation, biological process: superoxide metabolic process. Lineage: Eukaryota; Metazoa; Chordata; Actinopteri; Syngnathiformes; Syngnathidae. The transcript is spliced from 5 exons. Bases 107 to 922 code for a protein of 271 amino acids.
GCGCGUCAGCACAUGACAACUUCCGCUUAUGAAAAGCGGAAAGAUAAAUGUCUUUUUGAGCUUAUCUCGAUGACGGAAUACUUUUAGCGGCCUAGGCGCUAACGCCAUGGACACGGAUAAGCCAGCAAAGCUGGAGUUCGCGGUGCAGAUGACGUGUGAGGCCUGUCGAGAUCAAGUCAAAGCUGCUCUUGAACACCAAGCAGGCAUCUAUUCUGUCAGCGUGGAUGUCGGCGAAGGACGGGUCCUGGUGGAGACAUCCCUGAGCAGUGGCGAGGUGCAGGCCUUGAUUGAGAGCACCCAUCGUCAGGCUAUCCUCAAGGGCAUGGGAAGCUUCGAGGAGCAAAGAGACCUGGGCGCCGCCGUGGCCAUGUUAGCCGGCAAGGAAGGGCGGGUCCAGGGAGUGGUGCGCUUUCUGCAGCUGUGCGAAGAGCGCUGCCUGAUCGACGGCACCAUCGACGGCUUGGAGCCCGGAGCCCACGGCCUCCACGUACACGCGCUCGGCGACCUCACGGACGACUGCCUCAGCACGUUGGCGAUCUGGGAAAUAUUCUCGCUGGACCUGAAGGCAGAGCGUCGUUCAGACUGGAGGACAGCCAGCUUAAAGUACCGCGCGCGCACACACACACACACACGCACACGCGCGAUAUCGCAAACUCUCGGUCAAGGCGUUGGUGACCGGCUGCAGGUCUGGGAUGUGAUCGGGCGGUCUCUGGUGGUGGACGCCGGGCCGGACGACCUGGGCCGCGGUGGGCAUCCGCUCUCCAAGCUGACGGGAAACUCCGGUGCCAGGCUGGCGUGCGGCAUCAUCGCCAGGUCGGCGGGCCUCUUCCAGAACCCCAAGCAAGUGUGCGCCUGCGACGGACUCACGCUGUGGGAGGAGCGAGAGCGGCCCAUCGCCGGGAAAGGGCGCAGCAACCUCUGACGCCGGAUCGCGCAUGAAGAUACGGCCGAGCCGAUAGAAAGCGGUCACCGUGCCACAAAACGUCCGCUGUUUUAAAGCUCCAGAAAACAUUGACAGUCACAAGUCCUGUUCAAAGUUCUCGAGGCCACGGGUGGGCAAACGCUUGUGUUCCAGCGCCAUAUUGGACUUGUCAAAUGGCUUGAUGGAAAAUUCGACUCAAGACACUUCUGUCAACUGCUGGUUUUUUUUUCCCAUUAAAAGAGAGGUCUGAACAAUU